AAGCAGCGCGACGUUGUAGCGGGCGACAAGCAUGGGCGUGCAGUUGCAUCCGAUGUUCCUUCUUUAUUGCUACGGCUAUCCGAUCCAAACUCACCGCACACGGCUAGACCGUCUGCUUCGGCCUCCGAAAUUGCCUCACGUAAGUGCGAUGUAUGGUCUUGCGCAACGCGACUAACCAUUUCCUUCUGCCUGUCGGUGCAUCUCCAGACGACGCAUAUGCGGUCGGCACGGAAGAAAAACUUGCGUCCGCUGCGCGCGAUAGUGUGCUCGGCAUCGCGACCUCCCAACUAUCAACCGACACCACCCUACUUGCGCAGCAACGUGGCUCUGAGUCAGAGAGCACGCGAAGCACAACCGCAGAUUCUGGUAUGGAGCACACGGGUGAGUGUCAAAGCCGGUGUCAUAUAUUUUGCCUCCGGUUACUUCCACAACCAAUGCGUUCUCGAGCAGGCAUCGCCUCUGCGGCCUCGACUGAUCUACGCGCGAUCCUGCUGAGCAAGCUCGCGCGUGAGAAGCGUAUCACCAGCAUCCCGACCGCAUCGCAUGACAACCCUUCCCAGCCUUGCAAUGGCCGGUCGCCCUCGGUCGAGAAGGCAUCCGACGUGCUAGAGCCAGGUGACGGAGACGUUGCAAGGCACGUUCGGAGCGACGCGGCUGGCCCACAGGGAUCAAGCACUGAGAUCGAUGACGCAGAGGCGCGACUUCGUAGGCGUGCUCAGCUGCGAGUGCGAUUUGCAGCCCAGAAGAAGAUGGCCUCUAUAUCCGGGGAUCUACCCGACGAGAAAGGCAUUCAUCACACUGAUCAUAGCUCGGAAGCACAUGGUGGCAUUGGCGAGCGAUUAGCAAUGGCUAAAGAGGAUCUACUUCGGCGCAGACUACAGGAAAGAAGGGAAGGCAGCCAUCCGUAAGUCUGCCGUCUUUAGGCACAGCACAAUGUAUUGAGAUACUACAACUACUUUGAUUUGGACUAGUGUAUGAACGAAAGGCGAAUAACACACGGGUACUAAUGUUGGUGCACGGGCGACUAUGAUUCGGUCGCUUUUGGAAAUGAGGGUAUUUCUAAGGCGAUCCAUUAGGUAUCUUUA
Messenger RNA from Laetiporus sulphureus 93-53, 1085 nucleotides. RefSeq lists its product as uncharacterized. The coding region runs from base 153 to 908 and encodes 251 amino acids. The record is from RefSeq and is a predicted model, not a curated record. The transcript has a single exon. NCBI's taxonomy places the organism in Eukaryota, Fungi, Basidiomycota, Agaricomycetes, Polyporales, Laetiporaceae.